Messenger RNA from Onychostoma macrolepis, 5814 nucleotides. RefSeq names its product interferon-induced very large GTPase 1-like. Gene Ontology annotation, molecular function: GTP binding. Lineage: Eukaryota; Metazoa; Chordata; Actinopteri; Cypriniformes; Cyprinidae. The record is from RefSeq and is a predicted model, not a curated record.
UGAACUGAUGACACAGAGAGGGAAGCCUUCUAUAUGCAGGGGAAUUAUAAGGACAUUGAAACAGCAGGAAUCAGUUCAAAUUAACACCUAAAAAAGGCAUAAGACAUAAAAAUGGAGAAGUUAUUCUGCAAACUCCAUGUUGAAGUCAAGCAUCUCAAUAAACUCGGAGCUGCAGAUGUUCUUCAGAUAACUGAACAUUCAUUACAGUCCCAUGAGUUUUAUUCUGAAGAGGAGCUGAUUCAGACUUUCAUACAAAAACUACUGAUGAUGAACUACAGAGCAAGAUACAUUAAAACUAAAGAGACCAACAAACAGGAUCAAACACAACAAACAGACAACGACUUAUCUGAAGAAGAGACUGAUAUUUUUGAUGAUGUUUUCGGAAACAUCUCUCCAUCAGACAAAGCAUCAAGUCAGUCUGACCCUGUUCACCCAAUGGAUGUUCAGAUGGCUGUGUUUCAUUGUGCUGAUGGUUUCCUGAAGCAGCUGAUGGUGACUAAACUGUCCCAGUGUCAGUACGCUCUGCCUCUGCUUGUUCCUGAUCCAUUCACACAACAGAUUGAGUUUCCUCUCUGGACAUUCAGACAAAUCAACAAGAGCUGGAAGAUGAGAAACACCAACAAUGAAACCAUCAGUCAAACCCAGCCGGUCUACAAGGCAGAAACUCCAAUGGUGUGUUUCUUCAGGUUUGGCUCUGUGUCUUCAUCCAAGUCUCAGCUGAUGAACAGUCUGAUCAAUGAGAAACACAACACGUUCUUCCACAGGAACUGCCCAGGCAGCAGCAGAACCAGAGAACUGAUGGAUGGAGUGGUGGAGAUCGCCUGGUACUGCCCUUCUGGGAAAAACACAGAUAAAUUCACUGACUGUGUUGCAUUCUGUAAUCUACACGGUGAUGCAGGAAAACAUGAGAAACAGCUGCAGAUCCUCACUGAAAUGGCCUCAGUCAAUGUUGUUCUUCUACCAAAACUGGACAAGUAUGACAGAAAUGCAUCAAUAAUUAAAAACCUCUACAAAGACAAAAAACUACUCAUUUGUCUUUUUACUGAGGAUAAAUCUACUGUAAUUGAGAUGAAGAAAAGGAAAUUCAGAAUUGGUCUAAAAGGCAGAAAUCAGUCAGAUGUAUCUGAAGAACUCAGAAGAGUUAUAAAUGCUUGUCUCUUAGAAUCGUCUUCCACUUUCAGACUUGAAGAUGUGUCCAAACGCUCAGAUAUCAGAGUAGAUGAGGAAGAUGAUGAUGACUGCAGGAGAGGAAGAGAAGCAGCACAUCAGAUGAUGAGUUUACUGGGGAAUAAAGAUCUGACAGAAAUAAAAGAAUCAUUUCUGCCUCAUCAGGGGAAACUGUGGCAUCAGUGGUGUCAGAAGAACAAAGAACUACAUCGACCUCGAGAAAAGACAGAAAUGGAAAUAAGUAGAAAAAAUAUAGAAAUCCGUCACCAGCAGCAUGAAUUUCACAUCAGUGACUUCAUAAAGUGCUUCAUUAAAGAAAUGAACUCAUAUGAUCAACAUCAGAAGAUGUUUUUCCUCAAAUGGCUCAGAAUUCUCCUGGAUGAACAUACAUCAGCUGAUCUUUCUGCUCUACACCACAAGUAUGAUGUAAAGUGGUCAACAGUCUUACAACUGAAAGAGAAACAUGACAAGUCAGAACAACUUAAAACUGAACAAACUAAGCUUGAGAGAAUAUCUGAGGAACUUCAGGCUGCAGCCUUUGGUUUGGAGCACAUCAUGAGGGAGAUCGGUCAGAUCUAUGAAUCAUGUUCAUCUGUGAAGAAGAACAAGAAAGACCUGCAGUUUGACUUAUCUUCUCUCCCGAGUCUUGCAGCAGAGAUGAUGAUCUCUGGAUUUCCACUGGAGCUGAUGGAUGGAGAUGCUGCUCAUAUUCCUGUGAUCUGGAUCUCUGCUGUUCUAGAUCAACUCAUCCAGAAACUGGGAGACCAGAGAGUCUUUGUGCUGUCAGUUUUAGGGCUUCAGAGCUCUGGGAAAUCCACCAUGCUGAACGCCAUGUUUGGUCUCCAGUUUGCCGUCAGUGCUGGCCGGUGCACCAGAGGAGCUUUCAUGCAGCUGGUCAGAGUCUCAGACGAGAUGAAAACACAACUGAACUUUGACUAUAUUCUGGUUGUUGAUACUGAGGGUCUUUGUGCUUCAGAACUGGCUGGAAGAUCAACAAGACAUCAUGACAAUGAAUUGGCCACAUUUGUUGUAGGUCUUGCAAAUUUAACGCUGAUCAACAUUUUUGGAGAAAACCUUGCUGAGAUGCAGGACAUUCUUCAGAUUGUUGUUCAGGCCUUUCUGAGGAUGAAGAAGGUCAAACUGAAUCCCAGCUGUGUGUUUGUGCAUCAGAACGUUUCAGACAUCACAGCUGGAGAGAAAAACAUGGAGGGAAGGAGACGACUGCAGGAGAAACUGGAUGAAAUGACAAAACUCAGUGCUGAAGAGGAAGUCUGUGAAGCAGAAUGUUUCAGUGAUGUCAUUAAAUUUGAUGUUCAGAAUGAUGUGAAGUAUUUUGCUCCGCUUUGGGAGGGAAACCCACCCAUGGCACCACCAAACCCAAAGUACUGUGAAAACAUUCAAGAACUAAAAAAAACUAUUAUUUCUCAUGCUUCAAAAUCACAUAGAAUGAGUCUGACACACCUCAAAGAUCACAUCAAAGAUCUCUGGGAGGCUUUACUGAAGGAACAAUUUGUCUUCAGCUUCGGAAAGUCUCUGGAGACUGCAGCCCACAGGAAACUAAAGAAUGAAUACAGCAAGUGGUCCUGGAGUCUUCAGAGUGCCAUGCUGGAAAUUGAGAACAAACUGCAAAAUGAAAUAAAAAAUGAAGCAAUUCAUGAAGUUGAGGAAACUUAUCUUCAAAGGGAACUGAACAAGACAAGUAAAAAAGUGAAAAAAUCAAUGUCAGAAUUUUUUGAGAAAGACGCAUAUGCAGAAAUACUGAUUCAGUGGAAAACAUCCUUUGAAGCCAAAAUCAAAGAGCUUCAGGGAAACAUUGUGAGAGAAACAAAAGGGAAAUUAAAUGAGAUUCUUCAGCAUCGAGAUCUGAAGAAAAAGAAUGAAGAGAGGAAACAACUUGAAAACACUCUCAUUGAAAAGAGCAAAGAACUUGCCUUAAAACUCAAAGACAAAGCAAAUGAUGUAGAAACACUGAAGAAGGAGUUUGAUUUGAUUUGGGAAAACAGUGUGAAGAAGAUCAUCACACAUACUGACAUACUGAAUGAUGUGACACAGGUUCUCAGUUGCUGCAAACAGGGCAACAAGUACAACAAUAUUCUUGAUGUGACAAAUUACUCUGAAUAUGUCAUUCAGGAGUCUUCAAAAAAUUGCACUAAACAAGAUGUAAAGGAGUCAACUCUUACUCCAGAAGAUGAAGCCCAAAUAAGAUCAUUUGUCAAAGAUGUUGUUCACAAGACAGUCACAAUGAUUCAGUCAUUUAAGAUUUCAGAGAAGGGCUACAACAUCAAGUACAUUCAACAACUGGCAUGUAACAUCAAGAAGAGUGUAAAAGAACAUCAGAAAAAAUGUGAGAAAUAUGAAUUUCAGGAAGAAUUCUUUGUGGAUUUGGUUUAUUUCAUCUGUAACAGAGCAAACAAGAUUUUUAUUUACCAACACAGACUGUUCAGGGAAGCCAGGGAUCCCGAUCUCUAUACAGAGAAGAGAGAAGAGUACUAUAGUAUCUUCCAGAAACACUAUCAUGGAGCAACAUGGAUUGUCAGAUUUGGUGAAAUCAUCUGUCAGAAACUUAAAGGCCUCAGUGAGCAGAGUGUCUACAAGAACACCGCUAGAGAACUGACGGAUGAAAUGAGAUCAAACUGUGAAUCGCUGAAUGGAAGCAGAUCAAAUCUGGAGAAACACAUCCUGAAGACACUGGCAGAAGAGGAGGAUUUUGACAAAUACAUGAACUACAUUCAUAAACCCAGAGAUCACUUCAAGAGUUUCAUCAGAGAUGAAGUCAGUCGGUACAUCACUGAUCAGUUCAGUGUCAAUGUUUUACCCAAGAUGAAGGAGAACAUUGAACUCCUGCAGCAGAAGAUCAUGAAAGCAGCUCAUCAAUCUACUGAACAUGUUCAAGUCAACAGUGGAGAUGUUGGUUUGUGGUUGAAGAGUUUCACACAGCAGCUCUCAGAUGAGCCGAUCUUCUCUGAAAAAGACCUCAGUGGAGUCAAACAUGAUGAUGUUGAUUUCAAACUCCUGGAAGAUGUGAUACAACAAGAACUUCCUGCUGUAAUGUCUGAGAUUAGCAGUAGAUUCAACAGAAAGUCAUUUCCAGUAAAUCUGGACUAUAAAUUCAGACCAGAUGAGCUUCUGAUUGAUCAUUUCUGUCAGUGCUGUUGGGUUCAGUGUCCAUUCUGUAAAGCCACCUGCACUAAUGACACAGAAAACCAUGAAGGAGAUCACAGUGUUCCUUUACACAGAGUGACUGGAAUUGAUGGACUGCAUUUCACAGACACAGUGAAUCUCUGUGCUGAUAUUUGCACAAAUUUAUUGGCAAGUGAUCUUAAUUUUAACACACCCUGUGGAUGGUCAAAUUUUAGAGAUUACAGAAGAGCAGGAGGAGUUUAUGCAGACUGGAGCAUCACCCCUGACCUCUCUGAACUGCCCUACUGGAAGUGGUUUGUGUGCAGAUUCCAGAAAGAUCUGGAAAAAUACUACAAUAAAACAUUUGAUGGACAGGGACAGAUCCCAUAUGAAUGGAGAACAUACUCAAAACAGGAUGCUAUUGACAGUUUACAUAAACUUUACCUGGGCAGUGGACACUGAAUGGAGACUCUCAGAUUCUCCUCAGAUCACAGUCAAAGGUGACUUUCUAUUACAUUCUCAGAUGAGCAAAGCUCAUACACUAGAAGAGGAUUAAAGAAGAAGAAAAAAUCAGUAAACAAUACUGUGAAAUUAUUAAAACAACAUAUUUCUGAACACAGGUCUAAUUAAUAAAACUAAACAUAUUUAUGAUCAAAACUGCUUAAUCUCAGUUAUCAUCCAAAAGAAGACAUUCAUAAUAGAUUGCUGAUGACAUAAAAUAAACAUGUGAAUAUAUAAACAUGAGGCGACAUUACAAAAGCUCAAUGCUUGUAAUCAGAUGGUUGGAGUAAUGUUAAAGUCUACGACCUGUUGAUCUCACCGAUAUACAAAUCAAUGGGAAAAAAGCAAAUUGAUUCAGAAUGCAGCAUCACGCCUGAACACUCUUUUACGGAUCUAUAUCCCCUUCAGAGAUCUACAAGUGAGCGAUGCCUAGUGGUACCAUCACAGAGAGGUACAAAAUCACUUUCCAGAACAUUUUCAUUCAUUAUUCUUUACUGCUGGAAUGAUCUUCUUAUUCAGAAUGCAGAAUUUCUGACAAUAUUCAAGAGACAGCAGUAAACUCCUCUUUUCAACUGUAUCCUAUUAAAAAAAAGGCUUCCACAUUUCCUUAAUCCCUCCCUAUAUUAAUCCGAACAAUGUCUGAAACUUUGUAUUACAAGCACUUCUUGUGUUUAUCUGCCUCUUUAUGAUGAUUUGCUUGUUGUUACAUUCCUCAGUUGUUGUAUAUUCCUUUGGAUAAAAGCAUAAAUGUAAAUCCAGUACUUCACUCAAUACAAAUAAUGUCAACAACAAUCAAGACACAAUAAAAUAAUUUGUUAAAAGGACCCUGUCAAAUGUCCUUCUACACUUAUUUUACAUGUAUUUGUUACAUGCCCCUUUUGAAUCCAGAGGUAGGAAGAGGUGUAACUAGAAUAGUGGGGAGAGAAUGAGAGAACUGCCGUCUCCAGGUCCCAGGGCAGAUACACAAAAUGCUCAGCAACACCAGUUUCAAAACAACACUAGAUAUUUUAUUAAAUAAACUGUGGG